CAGUUCGCACUUCGCACUUGCCUUGUACAUGACAAUAUUGACGAUAUUGACGACAAAAUUAGAAAGUGCAUUUCCUAACUGUAAUUUUGCGUCAAAUUUAAUUUAUUUAGGAUAUUAUUUAAAUCAACUUUAACAUGACGACGGCUGCGCGACCGACAUUUGAUCCCGCAAGAGGAGGGCAAGGCCGAGGGGAAAAAGAUCUCAGUGCACUUUCCAAACAAUACAGUUCUCGGGAUCUUCCUUCCCACACUAAACUGAAGUACAGAGAACAUGGACAAAAUACAGCCACUGAGCUUAGGAAUAAAGAUUUCCGCAAAGAACUCGAAGAGCGAGAAAAGGAAAAAACGUCGAAUCGACGUAUGAUCGAACCAGAACGGAGUGGAGUAGCUUCUGCAAAACGUCAAAAGGUCGAUCAAGUUCCGGCAGCCAGCUUAGACGCUGACGAUCCGCUCGAUGAAAACGACUCCGAUUCAGACAGUGAUGACGAUGAUACUGCCGCUCUGAUGGCAGAACUGCAACGAAUUCAACGGGAACGAGCUGCAGAACAUGAAAAGAAGGAAAUCGAGAAGAGACAAGAGGAGGAGAGAAUACGAAUGGAGAAUAUUGUCUCUGGAAAUCCGCUCCUAAACUACUCUGCACAAACAGGCCGCUCCGAUUUAAAGGUCCGAAGAAGAUGGGAUGACGACGUCGUUUUCAAAAACUGCGCUCGUUCUGAGCCGAAAAAGGCAAAUUCUGUGUUUAUCAAUGAUUCGCUGAGAAGUGAGUUUCAUCGCAAGUUCAUGGACAAGUAUGUCAAGUAAACUUAAUAUUAAUUAAUAAUUAGGUAUAUCUUUAAGUACACAGAUUUUUAUACACAAGUACAUGAAAAUUUACUCCGUGAUUUUCUUCUACACAUACCAAUUAGAUGUCGACGUCUUUUAGUAAGAUCGCAUUCCAACAUGUCUAUCAAAGUUCAGUUUGCGAUCUAAAACGUCCUUGAUAAUUAACUACUAACACGUUUAAAGGGAAAAUAUAUAAUCAUGCCUACAAACAA
Messenger RNA from Belonocnema kinseyi, 1033 nucleotides. It is a transcript of the gene c12.1, whose product is annotated as protein CWC15 homolog. The record is from RefSeq and is a predicted model, not a curated record. Gene Ontology annotation, molecular function: RNA binding. Lineage: Eukaryota; Metazoa; Arthropoda; Insecta; Hymenoptera; Cynipidae. Gene Ontology annotation, biological process: mRNA cis splicing, via spliceosome. The coding region runs from base 135 to 800 and encodes 221 amino acids. Gene Ontology annotation, cellular component: catalytic step 2 spliceosome. The transcript is spliced from 3 exons.